AUGAGACUGGCCAACGCCAGCGUCGUCUCUGAGCUGGUGCUUGUGGGCUUCUCCAAUCACCCCCAGGCCGAGCUCCCCCUGUUCCUCCUGCUCUCUCUGGUCUACCUGACGUGCUGCUUCGGGAACACGGCGGUUGUCACCUUAGUGGUCCUCGAUGUCUCUCUGCAGUCGCCCAUGUACUUCUUCCUUUGUCACCUGGCUUUGCUGAACGUCUUCUUCAGCACGCUGGUGGUGCCCAAGAUGCUCUUCAACUUCCUCACAAGCAGUAAGGUCAUCUCCUACGCCUUCUGCCUUGCUCAGACCUACCUCACCCUGUUCCUCGAAUGCACGGAGUGCUUCCUUCUGGCAGUGAUGGCUCUGGACCGCUACGUGGCCAUCUGCCACCCGCUGCGAUACCUGCUGCUCCUGAGCUGGCCCGCGUGCGUCGCGCUGGCGCUGGGAGCCUGGGCGCUGGGGUUUUUCGCUUCGGUGGUGCCGCUCUCCUGCAUCAUCCUCCCACUCUGCGGUCCCUUUGUGGUGGACUACAUUUUCUGUGAGCUGCCCAUCCUUCUGCACCUGUUCUGUGCAGACACGACGCUGCAGGAAGCCAUGAUGGCGGUAGGGGGCGCUGGAACCGUGAUGGUACCCUUCCUCCUCAUUCUGCUCUCCUACCUUCGCAUCCUGCUGGCUGUGAUGAGGGUGGACUCUUCGGAGGGCAGGAAAAGAGCCUUCUCCACCUGCACGUCCCACCUGACUGUGGUGACCAUUUACUACGGGACGGGGCUGAUCAGGUACCUGAGGCCCAAGUCCCUUUACUCGGCGGAGGGGGACAAGCUCAUCUCCCUGUUCUACGCAGUUAUCAACCCCAUGCUGAAUCCUUUCAUUUACAGCCUGAGGAACAAGGAGGUUCAGGGAGCCCUGGGGAGGGUGAUAGGGAGAUACCGGGCAGCGCGAAAGCCACAGGCUGCGCUCCUUAGACGCUAG
This is a messenger RNA of Marmota monax (woodchuck), 963 nucleotides long. Its product is annotated as olfactory receptor 2A12-like. The record is from RefSeq and is a predicted model, not a curated record. Gene Ontology annotation, cellular component: membrane. NCBI's taxonomy places the organism in Eukaryota, Metazoa, Chordata, Mammalia, Rodentia, Sciuridae. Bases 1 to 963 code for a protein of 320 amino acids. Gene Ontology annotation, molecular function: olfactory receptor activity; G protein-coupled receptor activity. Gene Ontology annotation, biological process: G protein-coupled receptor signaling pathway. The transcript has a single exon.